AUAUCAUUUUCAUAGCCACAUGUUUGCCUAUACAACACGACGAUUUCGGGAAGUUAAGCCUCGGUCUCGGUUUCGGCACAGGCAUCCCUGCAAUUUUGGUCCUUGUCAUUUUUGGCGCUUACUUGAUAGCUAGACGAGGGAACAAACGUAAUAAACGAAACGCAAAUAACUCAUUCAGCCCUGAUGACAUUGAACAACCGCGCGCCGUCGUCCUUACCAACGAUGAAGGACGAAAACCACUACAAUUUCAACGAACACAUCUACAUGCAGGGAUGAAUUUCGUCCCCAAUGGCAUUCACCAACCGAGCAUUGAGCCAGAGUAUGUCGAGCUCAGCAGCUGCAUUCCACCUGGUGAAUUUAAGAUGUUCUUCGGCAAAAUAAGAAUUGGUAUUGACCUAUAUGCCGAAGACACUAUAACUCGUGUCACAAUCGAAAACCCAUUUAAAAUCAAAGAACAGUGUUACCAGUUGUUGAUGGAGUGGGGACGUCUGCAGCGAAGGGACGUUGAUUUGUCGGACGUUGAGUGGUCUAUGGAGCUUUGUCGACUUCUUAAAAGUGAUAUUGAUGCGUUAGAAGAUUUGCUGAAUGAUACAAAACAAAACCUGUUUGACGUUCUAGACAGGCGCUUAGAUGGCUUUGGGCAACAUUUACCGAGAAAUGGAGGAACUGAUCAUUGAUGUUGUUAACUGUCAAUAUGCAGGAUAAUUGUUGUUGUUUUAUGUUAUGACCUGUUGAAGACUCGGGUCAUCAGUGCUUUUGAGAGAUGAAUAAAAGGAUAAACUAUUUAAAGUCUGUACUCACAAACUCGCUCUUCAGUGCAGUUUCUUUCCUUCUGACGCAACUGAAUGUUCUAUUUGUUGUAUAAGACUUUAAACUAUGUUACAACAAGAAAACAAGAAAACAAUCUUCAGAAUUUGCUUUCAAUUUUGAUAAACUGACCGACACAUUUUCUUAAUAAAAAAAAUAAUGUUGUAGAUUGUAUAAUAGGCUGAAUAAUAAAUCAUUAUAUAAUUCAGAAUAUAUUAUUUUCACAACAAGUGUGUAUUUAUUCAGUCUUUGGUCUGAGCAUAUCUGAAGAAAACAGGGCGCAGCAUUUGUUUCAGAUGAUGUUUACAUAUUGGGAAUGUUAAUAAUUGUAUUUGCACAUAAUCAGCUCGAAGAUUCUAAAAGUGCAUUAAACACAAGCAAUGCAGUUAUAAAAUCUAUCUUUGUUGGAAACCAGAUGCUUUUAAAACCAUCGUCAAUCAAAAGCUACAUAAUUAUACAAACAUGAAUUUAUAAAACAAACAAUAAAGCUCAAUAAAAAGGGAAAUAUGAUCAUUUGCUCAUAUUUCAUAUUGCCGGUAUGUGAUUUAAAACGCGGAUUUACCCAAUGCGGUACAAUUUUACUUAAAAUAGUGUUGUAUGUUUAUUUAAAAGACUUAUUGUAUUGUAUUCCGGUCAUUUGUACGUUAGUUUGAAAUGAUUAAUUGUUAAACCGAUAUUAUGUGGGACGUUUUAUUUAUAUAUUUAUAUUGUUGUUAAUGCCUACAUGAGCUAUAUAGUACAAAUAGCGUUGAUUAUUAUACAAUAUGAAUUAUGUGUGCAUGAUUCCUUGUGAUUAUUUAUUAUUGAGGAUAAAUGCUAAUUAUAAUAUUGCGUGUCGUAUAUUUCAAAUUACGUGCAAUGUGGUGCUUUUUUCAUUUUAUUCCACAAGAAGCCUGGCUUUCACAUCCAUAAUGUUUCUGUACCGUAUAGUAGUAGUAUGGAACCCGGUGAACCAUGAUUUGUUCGAAUAAUUAAUUAUUUAAAUGGUAAAUUGUUAUACCGAUAUAAAUGGAACGUUUUAUUAAUAUAUUGUUUAUGUAUAUUGUUGUUAAGGCCUACAUGAGCUAUAUAGUACAGAUAGCGUUAAUUACUAUUCAAUAUGAAUUAUUUGUUCAGUAUUCAUUUUGCCUACGUGAGCUUUAUAGUACAAAUAGCGUUAAUUACUAUUAAAUAUGAAUUAUUUGUUCAGUAUUUAUUGUAUUGUGCCUACGUGAGCUUUAUAGUACAAAUAGCGUUUAUUACUAUUCAAUAUGAAUUAUGUGUUCAGUAUUCCUUGUACCUACAUGAGCUAUAUAGCACAAAUAGCUUUUAUUACUAUCCAAUUUAAAUUAUUUGUUCAGUAUUCCUUGUGCCUACAUGAGCUAUAUAGUACAACUAGCGUUAAUUACUAUUCACUGUGAAUUAUUUGUUCAGUAUUUAUUGUGCCUACGUGAGCUUUUUAGUACAAAUAGCGUUAAUUACUAUUCAAAAUGAAUUAUUUGUUCAGUAUUCAUUGUGUCUACAUGAGCUAUAUAGCACAAUUAGCUUUUAUUACUAUUCAAUGUGAAUUAUUUGUUCAGUAUUCCUUGUGCCUACAUGAGCUAUAUAGUACAAAUAGCGUUUAUUUCUAUUCAAUGUAAAUUAUUUGUUCAUUGUGAUUAUUGAUUAUUGAGGAUAAAUGAUACAUUUAAUAUUGCAUGUCGUAUAUUUCAAAGUAGGUGCAAUGUGGUGCUUUUUUCAUUUUAUUUCACGAAAAGCAUGGCUUUCACAUACAUAAUGUUUCUGUACCAUAUAGUAGUAGUAUGGAACCCGGUGAACCAUGAUUUGUUCGAAUAAUAAAUUCGUUUGAUAAAGUUGCGAAAUGCCAAA
Molecule: messenger RNA, 2655 nt
Organism: Dreissena polymorpha
Lineage: Eukaryota; Metazoa; Mollusca; Bivalvia; Myida; Dreissenidae
Exons: 6
Coding region: 273-677 (134 amino acids)
Source: RefSeq, a predicted model, not a curated record